ACCAGGAAGUUACACUGAGAAAAUACAGCCGGGGAAAUACAGCCUGAGGAUCAUUGCACUUCCUACUGCCCGACCUGCACCAUGCUGUCCCUCUGCCGGCUGCUGAGGACCCAGGUCUCCCCUCAUCUGGUCCGGUUCUCCUCUCAGGCUCCGUUCUGUAUAAAGCAUUUGGAUCAUCUGGUUCUGACCGUCAAGAGCAUCGAGAAGACGGCCAACUUCUACACCCGGGUGCUGGGCAUGGAGGUGGUCACCUUCAAGGGGGACAGGAAGGCGCUGAGUUUCGGCAUUCAGAAGAUCAACCUCCAUGAAGUGGGGAAGGAAUUCGAACCCAAAGCCCAUCGCCCAUCACCGGGAUCGGCCGACCUCUGUCUGAUCACAGAGACGCCGCUCAGCAACGUCCUACAGCACCUGCAGGUCUGCGGUGUCCCCCUAGAGGAAGGGCCCGUGUCCCGCACAGGAGCCAUGGGGGAGAUCACGUCCGUCUACUUCCGGGACCCCGAUCACAACUUAAUAGAAAUAUCCAACUACGCGGAGGAGGCCAAAUCCUGACCCGUGU
This is a messenger RNA of Nanorana parkeri, 556 nucleotides long. RefSeq names its product glyoxalase domain containing 5 (gene GLOD5). NCBI's taxonomy places the organism in Eukaryota, Metazoa, Chordata, Amphibia, Anura, Dicroglossidae. The coding region runs from base 82 to 549 and encodes 155 amino acids. The record is from RefSeq and is a predicted model, not a curated record. The transcript is spliced from 4 exons.